Messenger RNA from Rotaria sp. Silwood1, 327 nucleotides. NCBI's taxonomy places the organism in Eukaryota, Metazoa, Rotifera, Eurotatoria, Philodinida, Philodinidae. The record is from the annotation of a GenBank genome assembly.
AUGCCAAUAGCAAACAACAAUCACAAUUCUUCACCACCUAAAACAGAUUCUUCACAACAUCGUCUAUUAAUCAAGGGUGGUCGAGUAGUUAAUGAUGAUGGGACAAUGCUUGCUGAUAUUUUUAUCGAAGAAGGUAUUAUCAAACAAGUCGGUCUUAAUCUAACUGUACCUACUGGAACAAAAACAAUCGAUGCUACAGGCAAAUUUGUUAUGCCAGGUGGCAUUGAUACACAAACUCAUCUAGAAUUGCAAUUUAUGGGUACAAGAACAAUUGAUGAUUUUUAUACGGAGAAAGAAAAGAAAAAACAUAGUAGUCAAAUCUUUUAA